AUGAUGACCGCGAUGAUGAUGAUGUUGAUGAUGUGUGGGAUGGCGGGUUUGCACUAAGAUGGCUGGUCCGCUCUUUCGCGCAUUCGUUGUAGGAUGCAAAGCCGUGCCGUACUGUAGCCCCCAAAACAAGGGGGUGUCUGGGGUAGGGCACGCAGAUCGUGAACUGAUGGGUAGAUCAGCGAAUGAGCGGGUGAUUGAUUUAAUGAAUGGAGCUGCGCGCAGAGAUUCCGUGUUUGUCCGGCGCGUUGGGUUCUCAAGUCGGAGAAGGAGCUGCACGAGGUGGCGCGCAGGAACGACGUGGUGCGUCUGCGCGAGCUCAUCAAGAAGGGCGUCGACGUCAAUGCCAAGAGCAGCGUGGACCGCACGGCACUGCACCUGGCGGCGGGCAGCGGGCAGGAGGAGGCGGUGAAGGUUCUGCUGGAGCACGAGGCCGUGGUGGACAGCGAGGACAAGUUUGGCAUGAAUGCGCUGCUGCUUGCCUCCUGGUUCGGUCACCGCAAGGUGGUGCAGAUGCUGGUGUCCGCGGGGGCAAAGGUCACGUGCGAGAAUAAGAGCGGGCUCACCGUGCUGCACUGUGCUGCCCAGCGCGGCCACGCCGCCGUGAUGCAGUUCAUCAUCGAGGACCUGGAAGACCUCGACAUCGACAAGACCACAAAGCUGGGUCAGACGGCGCUGCACCUGACAGCAGAGGAGGGCCAGCUGCAGGCUGUGGAGUACCUGCUCUCGUGCGGCAGCUCCCUCGCCAUGCGCGACAAGGACAACAAUUCGCCGCUGCACCUCGCGGCCGGGCGAGGCCACCUCGCCGUCGUGAAGAAGUUGCUAGAGGCCGGCGCCGAGAUGGAUGGCAGGAACACGGCGGGACAGACGUCUCUGCAUCUCGCGGCCGAGGGCGGGCAUCACCACUGCGUGCAGCUGCUGCUGUCCUCCGGCUGUGACAUCGAUGCACAGUCGAGCAAGAGUAUGACGGCGCUGCACUACGCAGCGCGCAGUGGGCACGACGAGGUGGCGCAGCUCCUCAUCCGGGGCGGCAUCGCCGUGGAUGCCGUGGACCACCACCACGCCACGGCCAUGCAGCUCGCCGUCCUCCACAACUUCCCGGCCAUCGUGAAGCUCAUCAUCGACGCUGACGGGGACCUGGACAUCGCCGACAACAGGCAGCAGACCCCCCUGCACGUCGCGGCAGAGCACGCGCGGCAGGACAUCGCCGAGAUGAUCCUCAUCUCCGGCGUCAACCUGAAGCUCGUGGACAAGCAGGGGAAGACUUCUCUGGACAUCGCAGCCCGGGGAAACCACAUCAGCAUGGUGGACAUGAUCAUAAAGGCCGACCGGUUCUACAAGUGGGAGAAGGACAACCUCCCGAGCGAGUCGGACUCGUGGGUCCUCAAGCACCUGACGUUCAAGCAGGACCAGCGGCCGGAGACGGAGCACAUGCGCUCCGUGCUGUGGCGUCUGUCCACGCAGCACCUCAAGGUGGGGGAGUGGAAGUGCCUGGCGCACCACUGGACCUUCACAGAGGCCCACAUACGCGCCAUCGAGCAGCAGUGGGCAGGCAGCAAAAGCUACAAGGAGCAUGGCCACCGCAUGCUGCUCAUCUGGCUGCACGGCGUCCUCACGGCCAGGGAGAAUCCCAUCAAGAGUCUCUACGAGGGCCUCGUGGGCAUCGACCGCCUCGACUUGGCCGAGAGCAUGCGGAGGAAAGCCAACGCGGAGAACGACUCCCCUAAGAAGUGCGCCAUGACCUGACACGGCGGUUGGGCCGGGGGUCAGCCUCCCGUCUCCUCACCAUCCCAACCUCCUCACCACCUCAACCUCCUCACCGUCUCAACCUCCUCACCACCUUAACCUCCUCACCACCUCAACCUCCUCACCAUCCCAACCUCCUCACUGUCCCAACCUCCUCCUCAUCUCAACCUCCUCACCGUCCCAACCUCCUCCUCAUCUCAACCUCCUCACCAUCCCAACCUCCUCACCGUCUCAACCUCCUCACUGUCCCAACAUCCUCACCAUCUCAACCUCCUCACCUCCUCAACCUCCUCACCGUCU
Molecule: messenger RNA, 2043 nt
Organism: Petromyzon marinus (sea lamprey)
Lineage: Eukaryota; Metazoa; Chordata; Hyperoartia; Petromyzontiformes; Petromyzontidae
Gene: ANKDD1B
Product: ankyrin repeat and death domain containing 1B
Biological process (GO): signal transduction
Cellular component (GO): nucleus
Molecular function (GO): protein binding
Source: RefSeq, a predicted model, not a curated record